Sorex fumeus (smoky shrew) is the source of this 1564-nucleotide messenger RNA. It is a transcript of the gene PELI2, whose product is annotated as pellino E3 ubiquitin protein ligase family member 2. Gene Ontology annotation, biological process: protein polyubiquitination; regulation of Toll signaling pathway. The record is from RefSeq and is a predicted model, not a curated record. NCBI's taxonomy places the organism in Eukaryota, Metazoa, Chordata, Mammalia, Eulipotyphla, Soricidae. The coding region runs from base 196 to 1458 and encodes 420 amino acids. Gene Ontology annotation, molecular function: protein binding; ubiquitin protein ligase activity. The transcript has 6 exons.
CCGACCCGCCCCUCUCGUGGGGGCCGCCGCACAGUCACGACGGAGCAGCCCCGGGACUGGCCGCCUCGCGCCCCCUUCGCCGCCGUGCCCUUCCCCGGCGCGCUCACCCCCUUCUCGGGAUGGGAUUGUAGCGGCGGCGCGGACUCGGCGGGCAUCGCGGCGGAGGCGGCGGCGGCGGCGGCCGAGCGGGGCUCCAUGUUUUCCCCCGGCCAGGAAGAGCACGGCUCCCCCAAUAAGGAGCCGGUGAAAUACGGGGAGCUGGUGGUCCUGGGGUACAAUGGUGCUCUGCCUAAUGGAGACCGAGGACGGAGGAAAAGCAGAUUUGCUCUUUAUAAACGGCCCAAGGCUAAUGGAGUCAAACCCAGCACCGUGCAUGUAAUCUCCACACCUCAGGCAUCCAAGGCUAUCAGCUGCAAAGGUCAACACAGUAUAUCAUACACUCUGUCCAGGAAUCAGACUGUGGUGGUCGAAUACACUCAUGAUAAAGAUACAGACAUGUUUCAGGUGGGCAGAUCAACAGAAAGCCCUAUUGACUUCGUGGUUACAGACACAAUUUCUGGCAGUCAAAAUAAUGAUGAAGCCCAGAUUACACAAAGCACCAUCUCCAGAUUUGCCUGCAGGAUUGUCUGUGACAGGAAUGAACCAUAUACAGCACGGAUAUUCGCAGCAGGAUUUGACUCUUCCAAAAACAUCUUCCUUGGAGAAAAGGCAGCAAAAUGGAAAAACCCUGAUGGCCACAUGGACGGGCUCACCACCAAUGGUGUCCUGGUGAUGCAUCCAAGAGGGGGCUUCACCGAGGAAUCCCAGCCUGGCGUCUGGAGAGAGAUCUCUGUCUGUGGAGAUGUCUACACCUUGCGAGAAACUAGAUCGGCUCAGCAGAGGGGAAAACUGGUGGAGAGUGAAACCAACGUUCUGCAGGACGGCUCCCUCAUCGACCUGUGUGGGGCCACUCUCCUCUGGCGAACAGCAGAUGGCCUUUUCCAUGCGCCCACUCAGAAACACAUCGAGGCACUGCGGCAGGAGAUCAACGCGGCACGGCCCCAGUGCCCGGUGGGGCUCAACACUCUGGCCUUUCCCAGCAUCAACCGCAAAGAGGUGGUGGAGGAAAAGCAGCCCUGGGCGUACCUCAGCUGUGGCCACGUGCACGGCUAUCACAACUGGGGCCACCGCAGCGACACAGAGGCCAACGAGAGGGAGUGUCCCAUGUGCCGGACUGUGGGGCCCUAUGUGCCUCUCUGGCUCGGCUGCGAGGCAGGCUUUUAUGUCGAUGCAGGACCGCCAACUCACGCCUUCACCCCUUGUGGACACGUGUGCUCAGAGAAGUCUGCAAAAUAUUGGUCUCAGAUCCCCCUGCCCCAUGGGACUCAUGCGUUCCACGCUGCCUGCCCUUUCUGUGCCACGCAGCUGGUGGGGGAGCAGAACUGCAUCAAACUCAUCUUCCAAGGUCCAGUUGACUGAUGCCCUUGACAGUCGUCUACCACUUUAUUAACAAUUUACUGUGAAAAUUUUGCCACUAACUCUAGAUUUUACCUUUUUAUAAUCCUGUUUGUUAAGGGGUGGGGUG